GGUCACUGAGUGUCGGCUCCCUACGCGCGCGCCCCGCGAUGGGGCCCGAGCUCCGGCAGGCGGGGGGAGGGGCCGCUGUCACGACGCUGAGUGAUCUAGCGGAUGUCUGAAAGUUGACUUGAGCAUAAGCAGUGAGAUGUUUUGCCAUUUGGGGGCUGUGAGGAGGUUGUGUCUGGAGAAAAUAUUGCUACAGUGGGUUCUUCAGACAAGAUCUUUGUCAGGUGCUGAAGCCGUCAAUGCUCUCAGACCUUUCUAUUUUGCUGUGCAUCCAGAUUUCUUUGGCCAGCAUCCCAGAGAAAGGGAAAUCAAUGAAAACUCUCUUAAGAGGUUAAAUGGCUAUUUGGAGAAUCUCCAGAAACCAGGAUUUAAGUCUUUUAAGCCAACUCAACUCACUUUUUAUGUGAGAGAGAGAGAACAAAACUCUUCUGAUGUCCAAGAAUCCUUCAGUGCUGCAGGUUUUCGAGCCGUCAGUUUUACUUUGCACACCAGGGACUUAUUAAGCACAGUAUUGGACAUUCUCAACUCCUGCAGCUUAUCUACUGAGCAUGUCCAAAGCGUGAACUCUCAGCCUCACAAAGAAGUAAAAGGGACGUUUUACAGGCCUAUCAAAUGGGACAAGACUUACUACUCAUUUACUGGAUUCAAGGAUCCUGAGGAAGAACUAGAACAAGCCCAGAGGGUGGAAAUUACUCUAAUCUCCUGGUUAGAUAAUAGUGAAAAAAGUGCAAUAAAGAAGCUGAGAAAGAGCUUACCACUUCGGGAAGAACUAAACCGUUUAAAAGAUGAACUCACUCAUCAGCUACAGCUCUCUGAUAUCAGGUGGCAAAGAAGCUGGGGUAUUGCCCAUCGUUGUAGCCAGCUACACAGUCUAGGUCGUUUAGCUCAGCAGAGCCCAGAAGUAUUAAGGAACGUUAAAGGACACACAGUAGUAUUCACGGACUGUUCAGGUAUGAGUGCAACAGGCCAUGUCAUGCUAGGCACAAUGGAUGUUCACCACCACUGGAUCAAAAUUUUUGAGAGAUUGCCUAGCUAUUAUAAACUUCAAAAGAAGAUGCUGCUUUUGGAGGACCGUAUAAGUCAUCUUCUAGGAGGCAUACAAAUAACAUACAUUGAAGAGCUGCAACCACUGUUAACUCUUGAAGAGUAUUACACCACUCUUGAUGCUUUCUAUAAUAGAUUGCUUAACAGUAAACUAUCUUUUCACCCUCGUAGUCUGCGUGGCUUGCAAAUGAUUCUAGAAAGUGAUAGGUAUGCUCCAAACUUGCAUGAACUUGGGCAUUUUAACAUCCCAACAAUGUGUGAUCUAGCAACCCUUCAGUGGUUUAUUAUUACCAAAGCACAGCAAGCAAGAGAGAAUCUGAAAAGAAAGGAAGAGUUGACAGUGAUGGAAAAAGAGCUAAUCAGUGCUUCCACUGAAAAAUUUUCUCUGAAACAGCUGUAUAAGGAACCAAGUAUUUCCCAUGCACAGAUGAUAGAUUGUUGUAAGCGACUGCUGGAAGAAUCGCUCCCAUACCUGCAAGGUAUGCACCUCUGCAUUUCACACUUUUACUCAGUGUUGCAAGAUGGAGACCUCUGUAUCCCUUGGAACUGGAAAAGUUGAGGCCUGUCUAAUAAUCAGAGGAACUGUCUAUUUUCUCUGAGGCUAUAAACAUGAAUUAUUUUCUUUUAGAGUAAAUUAUUUAAACAUGUAUUUUGAUAUCCGUAUUCUAACUAAUCCAAGAACUUUCUUUUUAAUUGCUGCUCAGAAAGUAGAACUUCAGUUCUAGACAGCUUGCUGAAUAAUGUACAUUAUUGCCUGUUCAUGCCUAAAAAUUCUGUACGGUUUCCAUACUCCUCUACAAGUCCCAUCAUCGGGAAGGGGUAAUGAAAGGGCAUUUUUGAUAGUUAAACAAAACUUUUGAAUUGGAUUUGAAGGUUACAAAAAGAGUUUUGGUUUGUUUUUCAUAUACAUGAAUAUUCCAGGAUGGAUUUUGUUAAGUUCAUAGAAAUUGUACCUCUAAAGCCAAGCACUAUGUACUAUCUAAAGUAGGUAAUUAACUGGAUUCAAAAAUUAAGAAAUAUCUUGUCAAAGUAGUUUUAGGGGCGGCAAAGGCAGUAGAAGUAAUUCUAGAGUUCUUCAUAUAUCAUUAAUUAUCUGGUGCCAAUAUUGUAGUUACAUAUUGCUGUAUAUCUUACUGUAUAAGAAAUAUAGAAGGAAAAAUCCAUCAGUGUUUUUAUUAUGCAGAUAGGAACAGUACUUUGAACAUUUGUUUAAGAGGAAUUUAUUUUAAAUGUCAAUCCAAUAUCUGCCCAUUGUAGUAGGUGUUUACACUUUCAAAAUGACAUCCUCUUGGUAAAUAUAUCUCCAAUCUACAUUAUUGUUACCAUAAUUUGUUACUGGAGUAUAAGAUGCAUCAAUUGUUUUUAAGUACACUGUAGCUACGGGCAUGAUUGUGAAACUCUUACUCACACUGGUGAGCACUGAUUUGCAUGACUAGUCCCGAUGAAGU
Molecule: messenger RNA, 2489 nt
Organism: Terrapene triunguis (Three-toed box turtle)
Lineage: Eukaryota; Metazoa; Chordata; Testudines; Emydidae
Gene: TCAIM
Product: T cell activation inhibitor, mitochondrial
Exons: 11
Coding region: 137-1600 (487 amino acids)
Cellular component (GO): mitochondrion
Source: RefSeq, a predicted model, not a curated record